AUGGCAGGUUUCAUGCUAAAGAAUACCCAGCAUGUGACAAAAACUUUCCCCAUUGUUUGGGUCAUUGCCAGAUAGGAUCCAAUACAAUUUAUGAUGAUUCAAUGAACUUGAGAAAUAUUCUCUGGCUGGCUCCUUUGCCAAGCAAUUUGACAAAGUGUUGGCUGGCUCCAGGAGUCCUAGUGGUACUAGAUGCUCAUCCAGAAGGAAUUAUAUAUAAACAAUUAAUUCCCGAGUAUGCGAAACUUGUGAGGACAAUCUAUGAAGAUGAUCUGGGUAAAGGUGUGGUUGAUGUAAACUAUUUGAAUGUUGGUGAUACAACGCCUAAUUAUCAAAUUUUCAUCUGCUAACGUUCUCCCCAAGGUAAAUUGCUUUUCUUUUCCUUGAUAACAUGAUAAAUCAUAAACUGGUCAAGUUUAUUGUAGAGAUUCCUCUCAAAAAAUGCUGUCACUCAUUUUAUAAUUAUUGAUUCCUUGCUCUGCCUUAUUUUUGCAUUUCACACCACGAGAAUUGUCAUCAACGUUUACCAAUUUUUGAUAAAUUGGAGAUGGGGGAUUGAGCAGGAGAUAAGCUUGAAGCCUGCCUGCUACACAAAUUCUGAUAACAUCAUCUAUAGAGCCUCUCAAAAUAGAUUCAGUCUUUGAUCUCAGAAAAUGCAUGCCUAUACAAUUAGACUGCUUAUGUAUGUUACUGAUGAAUGACAUACACCAUUCUUUGGUGCCAUACUCACGCUAGUUCACUGCAUAAUGUAUAUUUCCAUUGAUCACUAGAUAAAAAUAAGCCCUUUAUUUAGUAGCAGCUCCUUAGUAUGCAAAGCUCAUUAUUUGUUUUUCUCUGCUAUGUUUUGUUUCGGUUUCCAUUCCUCAUUAUGUACUUACAAGCUAAUAUACAUGGAGAAUUAACUUAAAUCCAUAAUCUGAAGUAAAAUUGCACUAGGGAAUACGUGAUUCUUGUGCCAUGCCAUGCGCGCAGUUAAAUCGAUUCCUCGGGGGUUCCUGAAUCAGAGCACUAAUCGAGGUUUCAUGCUGACAUGCCUUUAAAUGUACUAAAGUAUCACUUUUAUAACUGAUGCCAUCGCACAAGAGUA
This is a messenger RNA of Rubroshorea leprosula, 1084 nucleotides long. NCBI's taxonomy places the organism in Eukaryota, Viridiplantae, Streptophyta, Magnoliopsida, Malvales, Dipterocarpaceae. The record is from the annotation of a GenBank genome assembly.